Plodia interpunctella (Indianmeal moth) is the source of this 2423-nucleotide messenger RNA. RefSeq lists its product as uncharacterized. Bases 122 to 1009 code for a protein of 295 amino acids. Gene Ontology annotation, cellular component: mitochondrion. The record is from RefSeq and is a predicted model, not a curated record. NCBI's taxonomy places the organism in Eukaryota, Metazoa, Arthropoda, Insecta, Lepidoptera, Pyralidae. The transcript is spliced from 6 exons.
UGUCUGACGUAUUAUGAUUACUAAACGUAAAACGUAACGUAAUUCGUGGAUGAGUAAUGUCGAAUGUUGCACAUAUUUAAAGUUUUUGUGUUAUUAAAUCGUGUUUGUAACACUACCAAAUAUGAAAUCAGUGCAUAUAUUGAAAAGAGUGUACACUAAACCUAUAAUCAAUGUAAAUAUGUGCUGUCGACCUACUGGGGCGAAGUUACAAGUGCGACAAAGUACUUCUUUGGAAUUGUACAAAUCAAAGUUAUACAAACCAGUUGAGAAUGUGCGGCACUUGGGAUUAGGGCCUACUACAAAAGAUUUCGAUGAGCCGACACAACUAACAGGGCCUCUUACAAAAGCACACGCUACUGAACUAGUGCUGCAUCUUACUAACGAUGAAAGAAAAAUGUUACUCAAUGCUCUGCAAGAAUACGAAUCGAACAGGAUUAAAGAAGAGUUCGAAGACAAAUUGGCAGGACAGCGUUGGAGAAGUAAGCUAGGACGACCCAGCAAAGUGCCCACGCUAGGUGAUGUUGACCCUACGGGCACCUACUGUCCUGUACCUGAGGAUUGGCUUAAGAAGAAGUAUGCUGCUACAGUCCCGAAACCCACAACCAAAGAACUGUUCCACUUAUCUUUUACAAAUGCAGUGCCGUUUAUUGGAUUUGGAUUUCUGGACAACUUCAUUAUGAUUGUUGCUGGUGACAGCAUCGAGAGCUCGAUGAGCGUGUACAUCACGAUAUCGACGAUGGCGGCGGCGGCGCUGGGCAACACGUUCAGCGACGUGAUCGGCAUCGGGUCCUCGUACUACGUGGAGCGCGGCGCGGCGCUGCUGGGGCUGGCGCCGCCGCGACUCGCGCCCGUGCAGCUGGACAUGCCCGUCAGCAGGCGCUUCGCUAACAUGGGCCGAGUGCUGGGCAUCACGCUGGGUUGUUUCCUCGGCAUGACGCCACUGCUGUUUAAGGACGACAAGGACGAGAAAAAGGACGACACCACCGACUCCGGAGCUAAGCCUGCGUAGACCUGAAAUAACAAGUACCGUCCGCACGGGUAAAAAUACUCCCACGCAUUUUUAUCGCUUUCGACAUAUGUGACAUUCGAUAUUCAACCUACAGUCCAACACACAGCGUUUAAAUUACGUUGCCGUGUGAACGGAUAUACGGAUAGGUACUCAUAUUCUAUUCCAAAACAUUUAUAUUGCGCGUCGAAAUCACGCCCAUGCGAACGAUGGGGGCUAACCUAAGCUGAGAAACUUUAUCGAAUCGAUUUUUUGUAAAUAGUUUACGAAUUUGAUGUGUACAUGGCCUAUUGUACGUAGUUAAAGCGAUCGACUAUACUGUGGUACUUAGACUCAUUAAUUAAUGUCUAUUUAUACUAAUUAAGUAUAAAUCAAUCAUAGGAUAUAAGCAAAAUGCACCUCUAAGACUUUCUAUUUAUAAACUGUAUACAAUACAGAUAUUUUUACAAAUGAUUUUAGAGAAUAGAAACUGUAGCUUCAGCCAAUGCCUACAAAAAUGAGGUAAAAAUUAAAAAUAAUGCAUUGAGUUCAGUGAAAGUAAAAACCAAAAGAGCAAAGUUACUUCUUUUUAUCUGUUUGUUGUAAAAUAAUACAAUUUUAAUAAUUAUGGUUCUUUUAAAUUAUUAUUCAGAUUAGUAUUUAAAAUUGUGAGCACAAGAAAAAUUUAUUAUAUUAUAAAUAUGCAUUUCAUAAUUGUCUAUAUUUUUCAAUGUAUCGAAUCACAUUUUUACUAGUUUCAGUUUCAAAUAUUUAAUCAUAAAGUUUACUCAGACACAAGUUAUUAAAAGUUAAAUAUUAGUGAUUGGAAUCUCUUCGCACGGCAGCUAGAAGUGCCAAUCAAUUAGAAUAAUAGAACAAUUUAUUGAAUUCGGGUAAAUGAUAACGAUCUCGAAUGCGAGUUAGGUAAUGUAAUAUUUAGAUAAGCACAAAACGUAACGUCUAGUCAUUGCACAGUGGUGCGAGCCUCGCAUGUAAUGGUUAGUACAAACUAGUGCUCUAACACGUACACUGUGUAUCUUGCAACUUUUUCGCCUUAAUUUAGUUAUACUUUUUAUAUACUUUAUAUUUUACAUCUCAACUUAUGAAUUACUCCGUCGGACGUAUACACAUAUACAGGGGGACCAUGGGUUCCGACGCAUUACAGCUGAGGAAAAAUCGAGAAAAUGCUAACAUGUUGUUAUAAAAAAGUGAUUGUCGUAUUCAUAAAAAGUUGUGGCAGAAAAAGACAUCAUGCGUCGACCCCAUUUGAAAUGUAGUUGUAUACUAAAGUUUUGUGAUGAUUAAAUAUAGUAAAAUCAGCUCUUCCUAGUUGGAGACGUCAUGUCUGUAUCAAGAUGUCUAUUUAUAAUUGUUGCAUGAGUUUUUUUUUAUAAUUGACUUUGUGAUUAUAAUAUAGUUAAUAAAUUAAUUCUGUUAA